AUGGAUACUCUACGGAGAAGCCUCUCCCGGUGGAAGAAAUACCACAUCAAGGUCCAUAUUUCAGAGGAGGAUUUGCUGCUCCCCCUAACCGUACGGCCCACGGACACCAUGAUGGACCUCCGGGCUCAUUUGGUGCGGGAAGGAAUCACUUCCUGGAAAAGGACCUUUUAUUACAACGCCCGGCAACUUGAGGAGCAUGAGACGGUGAAGGAGGCCAAAAUCCAAAAUGGGUCUGUGCUGCUGCUCAUCAAUGACAAAAGAUAAUUCUCUCACGACUGGAGCUGAGGACAUGAGGAACGAGGGAAUGUGAUGGAGACCGAGAGGAAGCAGAUGGGAAGAGAAGUUGGCACCCGCAUCUUUGCUCAGUGCCCAUUUCUCAGCAUGUUCCUCGCCGCGUGCAAAUUUGGGGGGAGAGAGAGAGACGCGCUGGGUGAUGCGUUCUUUGGGAGCCUGAGGAACUGCCUGGUAUGGGGCCAUCAUUCAAAACGAAGAUUUUAUCUCUCCCUCAGAGAGGGGGCAGGUGGAAGUGAGAAUUCUCCAAUACCCCAAAGCCGCUAGAAAAUAUCCAAAGAUCUUGAGCAAGGUGGAGGCAAGGAAGACGGCUGGGUGUGCACGCCUCCACUCCUCAUUCCGUUCCAGCACCUUCCCCGGAAUGGGGUGUUGGUAACCCCAAUGCUACGUUUCGGAUGUUGCACUUGAGUCUGAGUCUCGGGGAGGAUGGGCCCUGCUGGUGCUGAGCCUCCUCCAAUUGGCUCUCGGGAGUUUUGCUGCUCACACACCCUCCGAAGCCGGUCUUUGGAGAACGCCUCCUUGCUGGAGGACCAAAACAAGUUUAGGCAGGGCGGUUUCGCCCAGCCGCUGCUGGGAAAAGUGGAAUUUCAGGCUCAUGGGGUGUGAGUGAGAGGGGCGGAGUGGAGGGUUUCAGUCUCCCACACAGAGAAGGAAGCUGGCUUGAGAGUGGGAGAGAGAGGGCAUAUCCCAGAGGAAAUAGAAUAACAGAAACUCAUUUCAAAAUUAAGAUGCCAUUCCUUUGGCCUCGACCUUGAAUCCAAUCCAAGAAAGAACAAUCCGAUUCAAUGAAAUCCGAUUCAGCAAUCCGAUUCAAUGACGUGGUACACCUCCAGUGAGCAGCAAUCUUUCAUUGGGAUGAAUUGGUAGCGUCAAGGUGGUACAAGCUUCUGGGUUCCACCAUACUCCUUGCCAUUUUUUUCAUGUUUCCUUGUUAAACAGUAAUAAUCAAAAUAAUCUCUGCCUAACCUACCUCAAAGGGCUGUUGUGAAGAUACAGUGACAGGGCAGGGGAGAGAACCUGGUAGGCCACCUGGUGCUCCUGGGGGAAGUGUGUCAUAAAAAGAAACAAUUGAUAUUUAUUUGUCUGUUAAGUGUUACCUUCUUUAUUUAUAUGUUAAAUCUGUAUCUUGCUCUGCCCCAUAGUAUUGAAGUGCCUUGUAGCAUUCAAAGAAA
This is a messenger RNA of Hemicordylus capensis (graceful crag lizard), 1463 nucleotides long. RefSeq names its product TINCR ubiquitin domain containing (gene TINCR). Lineage: Eukaryota; Metazoa; Chordata; Lepidosauria; Squamata; Cordylidae. Gene Ontology annotation, molecular function: protein binding. The coding region runs from base 1 to 264 and encodes 87 amino acids. The transcript has 4 exons. The record is from RefSeq and is a predicted model, not a curated record.